UACGUCCUUACACCGAGGUCGCCACUCCUUCAUGUGGGGGGAACUCACCAUAUUCUUGUUGGACCUUGUCCACUUGAUCCAACCCCUCCUUGCCGAAGCGUUUCGAAAGGAUUAAGGGGGUGUUCCCGAACGAGGUACUGCCACAGAGCAUCAAGCGUCCAAAAUGGCUUGAGAGAAACAUCCUCGCACAAAGCCCACAGAAGCUCAAGAACAACGGUCGUCGUCAGUCCCAUGUGCGAGAACAGCUCGUAUGCCCUACACGGUGUCGGUGGCAUAAUGAUCGAAGCUCCCGGUGUCGAGGCGCGCGGGCGCAUCACGCCGCAAGACCUGAGCAUGAUCCGCGAAGCGCAUGUGCCAGCGUAUGCGUCGCUGAUCUCCUCCCUCAAGGCGAUGGCGGUUGGUCUGCCCGUCGGUAUCCAGCUCAUGCAGCCGGUUGCAAGGCUUCCACGUGGAGUCCGUACCACUGUGGCACGCGGCAGGCCCGGAAGUGAAGGCUGGCUAAUCCCAAAGAAACUGUCCGCGCAGAACGUUGAGGAGAUCCAGCAAGCCUGUGUCACGGCUGCCGAGCGCGCCUUUGAGAUAGGAGCCAACGUUAUCAAGCUGCACGCCGCCGACGGCUACCUUUUGCAUUAUUUCCUCUACCCAUUCUCCACCGAGCGCACGGACAAGUGUGGCGGCAGCGUUUAG
This is a messenger RNA of Tilletiaria anomala UBC 951, 687 nucleotides long. RefSeq names its product FMN-linked oxidoreductase. The coding region runs from base 232 to 687 and encodes 151 amino acids. NCBI's taxonomy places the organism in Eukaryota, Fungi, Basidiomycota, Exobasidiomycetes, Georgefischeriales, Tilletiariaceae. The record is from RefSeq and is a predicted model, not a curated record. Gene Ontology annotation, cellular component: intracellular anatomical structure. The transcript is spliced from 3 exons. Gene Ontology annotation, molecular function: NADP binding; FMN binding; NADPH dehydrogenase activity.